AUGUCGCAACCCGUCGACUUCACAGACUCGAGAAUUGUUAUGGCAGAGCAGAGCAGCCACGAUGUGGUAAAUCAAACCCUGUCGGGCGGCGACCCUUCGCCUUCCGACGUUCCUGCGAGCACCAACGACAAGACACCUGCUGGAGGGGACGUGGGGGAGACCAAAAAUACCGCAACAUCAACACACACCGAAGAAACGAACGCGAACGCUGAGAAAAGUGGAGGAAGGAUGGACCCCACCGAAUUAUCAGGAGGGAAUGAUACAGGGAAGGACACUCGAAGCUCGUCGACCGACAUCUCCAGGAAUGGACCAGGAUCUGUUGCGACACGAGCAUUGGAAAUGAAUGGGGUAGGCUUUUCGUCGGAUGGUGGAGACGACACAGCUUCGCAGGGUGGUUCAGAAUCCGACGCCAGUCGAACAGAUAGCAGGCAUCCCGGGCGUGCUGGGUCAGUGAAGAAACCAGCAUCAUUCAAACCAGUCUCGUUUGCCAAGUUUUCGGUUCCAAAAGCCCCCGGGACGCCCGCCGCAACCAAACCUUCUGAUAAAGUGCCCUUGUCCUCUACAACGCCCCUAGGUGUACCGCCGCAAAGCUCACGGCCACGAUUAGUCGCUAAGACAACAGGAAGCUUACGUGACUCUUUAUCCAAGACGGGAACAAGUGCAGCCAAGCCAGGUGGUAGUGGACCUGAUCCGAAUCAAGUUUGGAACAAGAAUCGACCGGCUCAACCAACACCACCAAAACAUUUGACCGACGAAGAACUGAAGCAGCAGUACGGAAUUCACAUGACGUCUCGUAUUCAAGAAGACGGUGGUGGCACCGAAGGAAAAUGGGCCGACAUCGAGGACGAUGAAGAUGACUGGGCUCCGGAGACAAUUGAAUGGACUGAUGGGACAAAGACUAAUCUCACGCAAUCAGAGAGCGCACAACCCGUUGGACAACAACCUGACAACCCUCCAGCACCAGUAGAGCCGCAGAAUGUCCCCCCUCCAGCAGAACAAGCCCCUGCUGUCAGCGAGACAGCGAAAUUUACUCCCAAGCCUACGACAUCCAUUGGACCGAAUCCUACUGUUCUCAGACUGGGGGCAAACGCAGAAAGACAAGCAAAGAACGCUAGCAUCUCCUCCAAGGGAAUAAACGACAAGUCAUCAGCAUCCACAAGUCCAGCACCUCCCCCGGCCAAAUCACCUUGGGCACCUUUGCCCCCCGUCGAGAGAGCGUCUCCCAUCAUUCACCCAGUCCAAGCCCAGCCUCCACCACGCCCCCCUGUUAGAGAACUUCCUGUGAACGAUGGAUAUAGCGCCCCUCUUCCACCGAAAGAGAUUGAAGCGGAUGAUUUUAACCGAUCAUGGAAGGAAAUUCAAUCUGGAACCCCCCGAGAGCUCUACAAUUCCAGAUCGGGUCGCUAUGAGCCUGUAUCUGAAACAAGAAAGGGAGCUUGGCGGAACGAGCAAAGCCUUCGUGCUCCGUCUGUCUUGCAGCGACCUAUGAUGGGCGAGCAAGUAGGACCUGCAGAGCCUUCUCCAGCGUUCCAAACACACCGGUCAAGUGGCCCAGAUGGUGGACACUGGACUCGUCGCCGCACCUCAUCUAAUGUGAGCGGAGGAAGUGGAAGUUUUGGUCGUCGGAUGUCGAUUGGCCGGCCUGAAGUAGGCCAGAGAAGUUUUGAGACUAAAAGGGGAUCUCAGGUGAAUGGAAUUGUCGAUCCGUCGAUUUCAUCUCAUGAGAUGCUGUCUUCAAAUGAAGCAUCCUUGCAGGAGUUUCCGCCGGUUCGGCAAGCUCAAGGUCCAGCCUGGCCACGACGCACUUCAGUGAAUAUGAACGACCCGAUUUCCGAAGAACUCGUUCCGGCACCACCAACGGGCCAAGAAGACCCGGUUGCGAUGCAGGAGCGUAUAAUGAAAGAGAAGAGAAUGGAAGCACGGCAGCGUAGAAUUGAACAAGAGGAAAAGGAAGAGGCUGCGAAAAGAGAACGGAUUCGGCAGAAGCUCGAAGCUUUGGGGCCGCCGCCUGAAAAAUCGCAGACUCACCCUAAGGAUUCUUCAGAAAGCAAUAAGCCUGAAGCUCCUGCUCCCACCAAUACUGCAAUGACCUCUCAUUCGCCCCCUAAGCCACCUGUUCCUGAGCCCACUGGAGAGCCUAAGCAAUAUGGAAUGAUGAAGGUACAUCAUCCUGACACCGUGAGAAGGCUUGUUGCUGCGAAUGAAAGAGAUAGGGCUGCUGAAAAACCUGUGCCGCCCCCCCGGCGCAUCCCUUCGCCAUCCCGUGAACCUCAGCCUGAUGCUGCAAUUACAAAUGGAUUCCAACACCCGGCUGAAUCUCAAACAAAACAGGUUCCUGGCAAGUAUCCCGAACCAAAGGUUGAUGAGCAAGGCCCCCAGUGGCGGAACAGUCUAAAUGUCUCGAGCUCAUAUUCUACAUGGUCUCCAAACACCAAGCUUGUUGGAUCAUCUUCCAUUGCAAACCCCUGGAAACCUCUCAGUAAUGACAGAACCUUGGGCAAUGGUAUAUUUGAACAGAGCCUGGGUGGCUUUCCAGCUAGGGAUCUUCCCCUCCGUACCCAUCUGGCUCUAGACCAGCCGCCUAUUGCCCCGGGCCCACAGGCAUUCUCUGCCCCUUCACGAUCACCGCAGGAAAAUACGACGAUACCAACCUUGCCAUCUCCUGAAGUCAGACUUGCACCAUACGACUCCGUGAGUCCCAUCGUGCGCCCUGGGCCAAUUGGACCCCCAAGCUCGCAGCAACCUCAGUGGCAGCCGGAAUCUCGUGUUACCGGAACCGCAGCAUGGAACAACUUCCACGCUGUUGCAGCCAAGCGUGAAGCAGAAGAGAGCGAGAAGCUUCGCAAUGAGAUGAUCCGCGAUGGCCCAUCGUCACUACAGGUCACCUUCAAUGAAACCUGGCGGCAAGUUCGAACUGGAGACCAGUCUGGCCAGAGGCAGGUUGUUGGUAUCUCUAGAGGGGAAGGGAAUGCACCGGCAUCAAACCCUCUCACUGGUCUCGACCAUCCUGCUUCCAGUCUUCCUUUCUCAGAAAGUCAUUCACGCCCUCUUGGUAGUGUUCCUGUUCGUAGUUCGCGAUUCUUCCCUCAUGCAACAGAACACUCCAAGAAGCCCACGGCCGAGGAAGGAGAUUAUGUACGAAGUCCUUCGCCACCACCGCCAGAGGAAGUUUCUAGUCAUCCCGUGUUUACUGGUGACUCGAAUAGGCCUUUGGUCCAUCUUCCUGCCCCCAAACCCGUUGUUAAACUCCCCCCGAAGGUUGUGGCUCCACCACCGCCGCCGCCUACCUUUGCUUCUAUGGCCGCUGCACCUCCACGUCCUGCUGCACAGCCUCUUUCCUGGCAAGAAAAAUUUAACGGACUCUUCGGCAAGAAGACAGUGCCCCAAAAAAAGAAUGCUCUAGAGGUUUUACCUGCUUCCAAAGAGCCUCUUGACGUUCCGUUACAUAUUGCCGCUGUUUCAGUCUCUCUGCCUCACAAUAUUGAGGGCAUUGAGUGUAUUGAGGGCAGCGAUGUUCAUAUCGGAGACGGGGAGGUGACCGCUAAGCAGGUUGAAGAAGCGGAGGAAAUGUUUGAAGAUCGCGAAGUGGGAUCUUUGCCUGUUGUCAGAGUACCCAACAUGGCUCCUCCAGCAGCUUGGCGUGCUGCGCCGCCGCCUUCGCAAUCUCGACUACGGUCUAAAAAUCUGAAACCAAUGCAGGUUCACAGUAUUGAGCCAUAUACGUUUGGAUUCUAUGAUAAAGACGCUUCUGGCAGUAUUCAGAUUUCAAUCCGCCUUCCGGGGGCAAUAAUUGCAAAGACCGUGAUCCUUCCUAAGAAGCCUGGAAUCCACAACCCUCGACCGCGGGGUACUUCCAGUUUCAAGCCUCGCAAAAGCACAAAACCUCGGGAAGGACCUGGAAGCUCGAACACCAAGAAACAAGCUUCGUCUCAGCAAGCCAGUGCGGGCGGCUCUUCUCGAAGCCAGUCCAAGAAUGCAUCCUGGGGUCCACGUACAUUUAGUGGGUCUCGUUAG
Messenger RNA from Aspergillus wentii DTO 134E9, 4014 nucleotides. RefSeq lists its product as uncharacterized. The record is from RefSeq and is a predicted model, not a curated record. NCBI's taxonomy places the organism in Eukaryota, Fungi, Ascomycota, Eurotiomycetes, Eurotiales, Aspergillaceae. The transcript is spliced from 5 exons. The coding region runs from base 1 to 4014 and encodes 1337 amino acids.